GGCUCAACAGCGGGCACCGCGUCAUCUGGCAAGACAGUGGGCACCAAGUCACCAGGCACGACAGUGGGCUCUGACUCAAUUGGCACGACAGCGGGCACCGGGUCAUCAGGUACCGGAUUGUCUGGCUCGACAGCGGGCAUCGGGUCACCAGGUAUGACAGCGGGCACUGGGUCACCAGGCAUCAGGUCAUUUGGCUUGCCAGCGGGCACCGCGUCAUCUGGCAAGGCAGUGGGCACCAGGUCACCAGGCAUUGGAUCGUCUGGCUCGACAGCGGGCCAUCGGGUCACCAGGCAUCAGGUCAUUUGGCUCGCCAGCGGGCACCGCGUCAUCUGGCAAGGCAGUGGGCACCGAGUCACCAGGUACGACAGCGGGCUCUGAGUCAAUUGGCACGACAGCGGGCACCGGAUCAGGUACCGGAUCAUCUGGAUCAACAGCGGGCAUCGGGUCAACUGGC
Messenger RNA from Staurois parvus, 454 nucleotides. The record is from the annotation of a GenBank genome assembly. NCBI's taxonomy places the organism in Eukaryota, Metazoa, Chordata, Amphibia, Anura, Ranidae.